Messenger RNA from Saccostrea cuccullata (small rock oyster), 695 nucleotides. RefSeq lists its product as uncharacterized. The record is from RefSeq and is a predicted model, not a curated record. The transcript is spliced from 3 exons. NCBI's taxonomy places the organism in Eukaryota, Metazoa, Mollusca, Bivalvia, Ostreida, Ostreidae. The annotation marks the transcript as partial. Gene Ontology annotation, cellular component: extracellular region. Gene Ontology annotation, molecular function: hormone activity.
UUAAUUAUUUCUUUUCAGCUCAAAUGUAACGAAUUGUUCAACUUCCUAUUUGGAUUGAUUUGUUUAACUUUGACUCAGAUGUUGAGUAAUGCAGUGAUCGCGAAUGACCUUGACUCUGUGACAGGAGAGUUUUACCGCCUCUGUGGACAGGACCUUCCGCUGGGUCUUCAGAGUCUCUGUGGGUCUAGAUAUGCCAGUACACGGAAGAAAAGAGAUACAGCAGGUCUUCGUGGGAAAACAUUGCAGAAUUAUUUAAUUCGUAAACGCCAAACUAACGACGGCAUAGUAGAAACGUGCUGCCACUCACAGUUUGGGUGUUCUUUAGAGACUUUAUCCGACUUUUGUGAGGAUGGUUCAGUUUAUAGAGACACGUUCCUGAUCACCCACGGGCACCUGCGUGUAGUUGUCAUGGAGAGACCACCACAUAGAUCUACAACAUCAUAUACUCCAGCCACGGUGCCUGUCAGGCCUACACGGCCAAGCAUCACGAGACUGCGGGGAAGACCCAGGCAUCGAGAUCGGGUUCGGAGUCACAUGAUUCGACCCUACAUAGCAGUCACCAGGAGGCCGCACGACUUCUCUAGGAUAUUAAAUUACCUACAGCCUUUGGUUGAUCAUAGAUAUAAAUGAUAAGACGUAAAGGUGUAUCAAAUAAUCUAGUUAAGUUAAAAUAAAAUAUAUAUGUUAAAAAAUUC